Molecule: messenger RNA, 1881 nt
Organism: Hirsutella rhossiliensis
Lineage: Eukaryota; Fungi; Ascomycota; Sordariomycetes; Hypocreales; Ophiocordycipitaceae
Product: zinc-ribbon domain-containing protein
Exons: 2
Coding region: 1-1881 (626 amino acids)
Biological process (GO): ubiquitin-dependent protein catabolic process; protein ubiquitination
Cellular component (GO): nucleus
Molecular function (GO): ubiquitin protein ligase activity; zinc ion binding
Source: RefSeq, a predicted model, not a curated record
AUGUCCUCCCUCGUAUCCGAGUUCCUCAUCAACCCCGUUUUGCGACAGGCUCGCCGAUUCUCGGAGAUAUCCCGCUCGACUUUUGCCGGCGAUGACGACCAAGCAAACCCAACACCUGCGCCAGAUGCCGUGAGCGAUCCUGGCCACGCCGAAGAUGCGGCUCCGGAACAGGCGGGUGCGCCUUCGCAAACGCCCGGACCCCGGCCUCUCAGCACCUCGACGCAAGAGACAAGCGUCGAAGAAUUCGAAGAGGCCACGACGAGCCCCGCCAUCCUUGACGAAAUUUCUCGAGACCAUCUCGGCUUCCCUCCAACCCCCAGAAAAGGUCGAGGCAUUCCCGAAGACGACGGUAUGCGCGAGCUGCGGAGGCGCAUUCAUGCCAUCAACGACCUAGAGAUACCGUCCUCGGAGAAAGCCAGGCUCAUUCAUGAGGCACUGCUCGAGGGAUACCGUGCUUCCCAAACCGCUUCACGCGACGGAGCGAGCCCCCUUAAUGCCGAGCCGGCCGGCCCGACCUGGGAACAUACAAACUCGGCGCGACCCCUGGAUUCUCUCAAGUUUUGGCACAGUCAGUUUGGCGAUUCGCCGUCUGCCGAAAAAUUUGUCCUGUCCGAGAACGAUAUUGCACCGACCUAUGCGCCCAUCCGUCAGUCCAAAAGCCCCGGCAGCGCAACUCCGACUAAGUCGCCGACCACGCCGCCAGGCCUGAGUCCCCCGCUUGGAUGUCAACACUACGAACGCAACGUCAAACUGGAGUGUUCCACAUGUUACAAGUGGUAUACCUGUCGCUUUUGUCACGACGCCCAAGAGGACCACGGCUUGGUUCGCAAGGACACGAGGCAUAUGCUCUGCAUGCUGUGCGGGACGCCCCAGAAGGCAUCCGAUGUCUGCAUCAGUUGCGGAGAAGUGGCGGCGCAAUACUACUGCAACAUCUGCAAGCUAUGGGAGAACCGGCAAAGCAAGCCCAUAUAUCAUUGCAGCGACUGCGGAAUCUGUCGGCGCGGGCUGGGUCUCGGCAAAGACUUUUUCCACUGCAAGACCUGCCGUGCGUGCAUCACGACCUCUAUCCAGAGCUCGCAUAAAUGCAUCGAACGGUCGACGGACUGCAACUGUCCGAUCUGCGGCGAGUACAUGUUUACCUCGCCCAAGCCUGUUGUCUUCAUGAACUGCGGCCACAGCAUCCAUAAGAAAUGUUAUGACCAGCACAUGAAGGUCUCGUACAAGUGCCCGAUUUGCAACAAGAGUCUCGCCAACAUGGAGACGCAGUUUCGCAACAUGGACGUGGCCAUCCAGAGCCAGCCUAUGCCUCCGGAAUUUCGAGACACCAAGGCCACCGUUCUCUGCAAUGACUGUUCGGGGAAAUGUACCGUCCCCUAUCACUGGCUGGGUCUGAAGUGCUCCAUAUGCCGGUCAUACAACACGGUUGAGCUUCAAAUACACAGCGAGGAGGGCGAGCAAGUCCGAGCCGCCGCCGAGAGGCCGGAGCCUUCGGUCGAAGCGACUCCGCAGUCCAGUCAAGACCCGUCUCGGCCGACAGCGUUCUCGACGAGCUCACGUGCUGCCGGUAGUGCCCUACUCUUCAACAGACGGCGCCACUCGUCACAUGGGGUAGAGCUUCAGUACCGCGCCCCGGACAGGAUCGCACGGUCAUUGUCUCCGCUUGCCCUUGGCAUGGAUUCGCACCUACCGCACAUGGCCGUGUAUAUGGACUCGGAAGACGACAUUCUCGGGUUUUGGCGAGGCAACGAAGAAGACGGCGAUGAGGAUUCAGAUGACCAGUGCGAGUCGGACUCGGACCAGGAUGGCAGCGCCAGUGCGCCAGACGUCGAUGACGAUGAGGACGACGACGACGACGAGAUCAUUCUCAUUGGACACAGGUAA